Messenger RNA from Pseudopipra pipra, 6773 nucleotides. It is a transcript of the gene ELOVL6, whose product is annotated as ELOVL fatty acid elongase 6. Gene Ontology annotation, cellular component: endoplasmic reticulum membrane; endoplasmic reticulum. The record is from RefSeq and is a predicted model, not a curated record. Gene Ontology annotation, biological process: very long-chain fatty acid biosynthetic process; sphingolipid biosynthetic process; fatty acid elongation, polyunsaturated fatty acid. The coding region runs from base 167 to 964 and encodes 265 amino acids. Lineage: Eukaryota; Metazoa; Chordata; Aves; Passeriformes; Pipridae. Gene Ontology annotation, molecular function: fatty acid elongase activity. The transcript has 4 exons.
AGGCGCGGAGGGGAGCGGAGCUAUGUUAAACCUGGGGUACCGCUGAGGCGGGGCGGGCCAGGCCAGAGGCGGGGGCUCUCCGGCGGCGGGCGCGCAGGGGCCCGGCUCCCGAGGCGGCGGCAGGCAGCAUCUCGGCGCGGGGAGCGGCUCCGCAGCCACCGGGCCAAUGAACAUGUCAGUGUUGACUUUGCAGGAAUACGAAUUCGAGAAGCAGUUCAACGAGCAUGCGGCCAUCCAGUGGAUGCAGGAAAACUGGAAGAAAUCGUUCCUGUUUUCAGCUCUGUAUGCUGCCUUUAUAUUUGGUGGUCGGCACCUAAUGAACAAACGAGCAAAAUUUGAACUGAGGAAACCGCUAGUGCUCUGGUCUCUCAGCCUCGCCGUCUUCAGUAUAUUCGGUGCUGUUCGAACUGGUGCUUAUAUGCUGUACAUUUUGAUGACCAAAGGCCUGAAACAGUCAGUGUGUGACCAGAGUUUUUACAUUGGACCUGUCAGCAAAUUCUGGGCAUAUGCAUUUGUGCUAAGCAAAGCACCCGAACUAGGUGAUACUAUAUUCAUUAUUCUUAGGAAACAGAAGCUCAUCUUCUUACACUGGUACCAUCACAUUACUGUGUUACUUUAUUCUUGGUAUUCCUACAAGGACAUGGUGGCUGGCGGCGGCUGGUUCAUGACCAUGAACUAUGGAGUACACGCUGUUAUGUACUCUUACUAUGCCUUGCGGGCUGCUGGCUUCAGAGUCUCACGCAAGUUUGCCAUGUUCAUCACCUUGUCGCAGAUCACUCAGAUGUUGAUCGGUUGCGUGAUCAAUUACCUGGUCUUCUCCUGGAUGCAGCAGGGCCAGUGCCAUUCCCACGUGCAGAACAUCAUCUGGUCCUCUCUCAUGUACCUCAGCUACUUUGUGCUCUUCUGCCAUUUUUUCUUUGAGGCCUAUAUUGGCAAAACCAGAAAAGAAAGGAAGGUUGACUAGUGGUAGAAACGAGAAGCCAUAGCUCAGGGUCAUCAAGAAAAAAAAAAUUAUAAGAAAAAAAAAGGCACAAGGAAACAUAUAUGUAUGGUGCAGCUAAAACUUGGCAGCUUAGGGAAAGUUAGCUUGGUUUAACCCAGUAAGUUUAUGAUCCUAUCAUGGUGAGGACUCACUGAAUUCUACUCUAUCUCAAAGGACUGCUGAUGAAAGACAACUUCCUUCUUGUACCUGUCUGCUCUAGAAAAGAAAGGUGGAAAGAAAGAAGGGGGAAAAAAAGAAAAGAAAAAAGGAAAGAAGAAAGAAAAGAAAAGAGAAGAAAAGAGAAAUGGAAUAAUGUUGAGGGGGGGGAAGUAUGUUAAAUAAGCAGUGUGUUUCCCCAGGGUGGAGGAGAGACUUUUAUUUUUAAAAGAAAAAGAUUUCUAAAUCCUUUCUAAUAAUUUCUCAGCAUUAAACUUGAACAAAACAAAGCAGAAGUGACAAAAAAAAUCUGUCUAUGAUAGCAGUAAGAUUGCAGAAUUAAAAUCUUUUCCAUAGAAGGUUGAUACCUUUAGCCAAAAUGAAGCUGAAAAGGAUGUUUCCUGCAUGGAAACUUGCUGAACUCCACACUGUGGUCAUGAAUGAAAAAGAGAAGAGAUUGAUUUCUCUGCUAUGUACUCUGUCAGGAGAGCAGAUCUGGGACACAGAGUCACCUCCCUCAGAAGGUAGAAAGGAGCAGUACUUUUACAAGAGUUUAAUGUGAAAAGAUGCACUGUUGCAAUACAUAUCUCAGAGAGUGCAUUUUCCAAGUGCAUUUUUCAGUUAAAGGCAAGGAAUUUCUACAGCAGGAUAAGUCAUAGAGGGUUAAAUCAAUCAAUCAAUAUUUGCUAAAUUAACAGGGGCUAAUAGCAGAGGGAUGUUCAGGAAGGAGAGGGAGACAACUCCCCUAAUGUGAUUUUUAGGAAUUAUCCGUUACUCUUAAUUUAGCCUGCAGCAACACUGAAUUAAAUGGGGGAAAUCGGAAGAAAUCCUAGUUAGUGAGAAGAGAGUGAUAUAUCUGCCCACUGUUUUCAGAACAGAGCCCUGUGGUACAACAUGGAUUCCGUGUUUUUGUGGACGCAAGGGUGCCUGCCUGGGUUGGAAGAGGUGGCAGGACUGCACGACAUUGGGUAUCACUGUGCUUCUGCAUCUGCCUCCUGGGCAGUGCAAAGAUGUUUAAAGUGCCCUCCUCUGGUCAUGUGGAGAUACUACUACAAAACAUACUUGGAAUAGGUUUUUCUUGAGAUUUGUAUAGGAAAAAUUAGUCUAAACGAAGUAAUUUUGCUGCAACAGCUUGACUCUAAAGUCCAGAGAGAAUUAUCUUCAUUAAAUAUAUAUGUAUCUCUGCAGAAUCUGUACUGUAACUGACCACUUAAGAGGACAUUCUUUCUUCUAUGAAGUCAGCUACAGAUAUAAGGAGAAACAUAUUUCACUCUGAACCUUAGAGAGUUAGUUGAGAACAGCCAUAUUCUUUCAAAGACAAGUAGGUUGCAUUAUCUGUGAUAUUUCAGUCCUUACAAAGCCAAAUAAAAUGUGUAAAAGUUCCUAGUAUUUCAAAGACGCAAGUAUGUAAACUUGAUGUUAAAUGUGUUAAUGUAGUAUUCUAAAUUGUAACAGCUAGGUAGUUUAACUAAAAAAUUAGAAGAACUAGAUCAACAAAAUAGGGACUGCUGUUCUGCAUAGGAUAUACACACACCUAUAACUACACCCAUAUACACAUUCUGUGAAUUGUCAACAAGAAAAAGCAGCCCAGUGGCAGAGAAUCACGUUUCCUGGCUAAUGCAUAAGAUUGUCAUUAUCUUUCUUGCUUUAAUUUGAGAUUGUACAGUACAAAAGGGUUUUCUUAAUUAUGAUUUUUAGCUUUAAUUGUGCUGUCAUUCAUGAAACAGAGCUGCUUUAGUAUCCUGUUAAGAGAUGACAAGGGCUUUCGGUGUCUCAUUAUAUACAAAAGAAAAACAAAUAAAGUUACAUUCCAUAUUAUGUGAAUGGUCUUACAAAUCAAAAGCCUAUUCAGGCUAAAAUCAUAAUUAUAACAAGCAGAAAAUGAGUUUACAUUUGUGUUAUUUAAGUUAUUGAUGUGCUGACGUUAUUUUAUCGUACAAAACAUAGCAAAAUGUGAUAUGCAGUAAUGAAGCUAUGAUAUUCAUUAAUAGGACUACUGUAUACGUGGAAAUAUUAGACAAAACCAAUUAAAUGUGUAAACCAAUUUUGUUAUACAGCUUGGGAGUAGAUAAUUGUAAUGCUAAAUAAGCCUUUUUCCUCAUGUUUAAUUUUGCCCUGGCUAAAAAGCAGGUUAAAAAGACCGAUUAAGAGUGGAAAAGGCAAAAUUAAAGUCAAGCUGCAAUUAGCUGAUAAGCAUUGGUAGAAGUCCACCAUGGUGCCAUUUAGACCCUCAGUCCUGUGUGUCUUGAGUUCUUCAAAUAGAGCAAGAGGGGGUGGAAGUGGUCCAAUGUCUGGAGCUGAAGCUGGAGCAGAAGUCUUGGACUCUGUGAAGUCAGUGGAGGCUUUGCUUUGCUUUGAACAGAGCUGGCGUGCCUGACUGCCUUUUGUCUGAGCAGAGGGGAAGGAACUGUGCACAUCUGCUGCUACUUUGAGGCUUAUGACUCAUGACUUAAAAACCCCAUAAACUUUAUCUAUAAGAAGUGAUAUCGCAGCAUGGCAGGGACUUGUGGCCUCAGUGUAACAAAGGCAGAAAACAGGAUGGGUUGCAAACAACCACCUACCAUGUUUCAUACUCUGUUUUCCUUAAUGGUAUAAAAAAACCCCACACCUCUCUGUGCUGGAUGGCAAUGCUGGCAAUGCUGACACUGACUUCAGUGGAGCAAGAAUUUCACCUGCUCCUUCCCCAUCCUCCCAAAGCCCUCGUAGGUACCUCUGCACCAUUCCCAGCACCUGCUCCUCGAUGUGUCCACUACCCUACUAGCCAAGGCUGGGCGGGCAAGGGCCAGCUUCCUUGCUGCCUGGGAAGUGGCUCCAGCGCAGACACCACCCCAAGUGACCUCCUCAACAGACAGUGCACAUGUACCCCUGGUGUGCAGGGGUUACUCAGCACAAAUUCAGUGAGCACCCUGGCGGAGGACUAGGCUGCAGACAAGCGUACAUCUAGGGAAGGGGCAGCAAGAUCAGACACGUAAGGUACAGUGGUAAAUUAGGGUACAUUUAUUGUCACUCUGGGAAUUGGCUGUCACAAUGCCAUUUGCUUCAGGAGAUGACAUCACACAUGCAUUUACACAGGUCCUAUGGCCUUACUAUUCCAUUAGACUUUUCCUCUGAGGUUUUCCACUGAAGUCAAAGGUGUAACUGGCAUUAAAGAAUUUGAGGAUAAGACAAAAGCAAGUUACAUUGUUUUUCUUACUUCCCCCCAAAAAAACAUACAUGCAUAAUAUUUAGACAUCACAUUUAACCCACUCACAUGUACCAACACUGAGCCAGUCAACCCUAAUGUAGUGACACCUCAGCAAUACUCCAGCUGUUCCAACCUAUGAGCCACAAGAUAAUUGGGUCUUAUUUAUUUCUGCUGAUUUGAGCCUUGGAGUCACGCUUUCAAGGUUUUUUGCCCAGUACCAGAACCCUUUUUUCUCUAAUUGUUUUAAAGAAAGUUGUAAUUCUGUUGCUUGCACACAUGCCACGGGGAACUCAAACUUUAUAUAAAUUUACCAAGCAUUAUGGGACCUGUGACAGCCACAAGAGACACUGGAAAUUCUGUUAUGGGAUCCACUAUUGAAGUCAGGAAAGUUACACUGGUGAUAAGGUCACUCUGCCAGUGUCGAAGUCUGUGUUUUAUGUUUUGAUGCAUUAAUCUAACGUACUGAAAUAAAACCAGAAAGGUCGGUAUGGAUUUAUGCUUAGGCAGCUGCCAGCUGAAUUUGGCCCUUCCUUAACACUGCUUCUCUGUAGUGAACACUUUAAGGAAAAUAUUUUCAGCUAGUUAGCAAAAGAACAAAAACUUGGGUAAUUCUGCGGCCUCUUUAGAUUGUGCCUGUGAUGAGAAGGAAACCCCUUGUUCUUGCAGACCUUCUGUAACUCAGUCAAAAAUUAUUUAUGUCUGGGCUCACUGAUAACACACAACUAGGAACAGCUGGCUCCAAAAGAGACCUCUCACCAGAAUCUCACAUUAAAAUAAUACAAGAUAAGGGCCAAAGUGUGCAAAAGGAAUCACUCGAAACAGCCAAGCAUCGGUAGUAGGCAUAAAAUAUUGAGCACAAGUUGCAGGAGAGGCAAGGAGGGAGACAUUCCAUAUGCCAGGACAAAGUAUUUCCAGGCUGAAUGCUCACUCCUUUCUGAGAUGAGGAAAGGCAACAUGGAAAAAGAGUGGGCUGCAUAGCACCAGGUGCCCCAGAUGAGGUGGCUGGAGGAAUAAGGCUUGUGUGUAGGGGUUCCUACUGCAGAAGUUAAUUAGGAAGUGGCUCCUUCAGUGCAAACAUGGGUCUAUGGAUUUGUUUGUAGGAACAUCCAUCAUCUAAUAAUUUUUUCAAGUCCUGAGUGUAUUUUAUUUUUCUCUCCUGAAAGUAAAAAUCUGUGACAUUUUAGUUGAAAGCAGUGGUACCUCAGGGAUCAAUAUUCAGGUGGCUUCAGGCAACAAAGAGCAUAAGAGACCAGUUAUUAUGACCACGAAAGAGCAUUGUAAGCAGUGCGAGAUAUACUGCAUUAAUGCUGUAAUAUCUUUAGUAGUUUGAGUCUAUCCUGUGCUUCAGAACCAGUAGCAGAAGUAUAACAGCUUUAUAUACAAAUCAUAUACACACUCAUACUUCAAGUAAUAAAGAUGGCUUUGACUGAGGAAUAAAUCAAAGCAGAUUUCAGACUAUACCACCUAAGCUCAGGACUUGUUCCAGUGCCUACUGAAAGUGAGAUUGUUGGUGAGAUGUCCAGUGACUUCAGGGAGCUUUACUUCAGCCCACUGGAGACCACUUGCAGACAGUGAUGCAAGACCUAAAUUCCCUUGUUUGCUUAGUUGUGACAUGAACCACCCGGGGCAUUACUCAGGCGCUGACAUGGGUCUUCAGUCAUAUUUUCCAGCCUAGCAUCAAUGAACCCUCUAAAACGGAAGAAUUACAACUCAGAAUUGUUGGUGGGUUUUCACUGUUUUAUUUCAAUACAUUUUCCAUUCCAUUUAUUUUAUUAAAAGCAAGCAAAAGACAAGUCCCUGAUCCUGCAAUCGUCAACGCUCCAUUGCAGUCCAUGCAGCAAUACAUGGGCACAGAAACCUUUUGCUUACAGGGGUAAAGGCAGGACCAGGAUCUUAUUACUGACUUAAUAUCUAGCAGAGCAAACAUCACAGGGUAGCAUUUGAUUUCUUAAAUUAAAUCAACUGUACCAACACAAAUAACAUUUGAUCUGCACAUUAUUUUGACAGCUAAGGGGAACCAGGGCCCUCCCCAGGACAUCAUAAUGUAAAAUGCUGCAUGAAGAGGGGUUAGAGUGUAUUUCCCAAUGGGUACAAAGUAAUACUCCCCUGAAAGAGUGACCUUCCUGAGAAAUCUCACAUCUGUCCAAUCCUGGACAGCUUCAAAAAGGCCUGUCUGCUGAAAAAACCCAGCUCUGAUUGACUUAUCUGCUUUCUCAAAAGGGCCACUACAUGCUUGAGGCUUUUUGGAGCCUUAAAGCUUAAGCUAGAUUUAUAUUCAGAAAAAAAAAACCUUAAAUAUGUGUACAAUAACUAGAAGAAAUAGUAUGAUAAAUAUCUUUAUUUUACCAUUUUCAAAUGGCUAUUUCAUUACAUAAAAGGAAAUUUUUAUUUUUAUUUUUUUGGGGUAUAUUGAUAUUCCAAAUAAAAUUUUAACUUUUGGUUCAAAUAAAA